This is a messenger RNA of Octodon degus (degu), 3554 nucleotides long. RefSeq names its product purinergic receptor P2X 7 (gene P2rx7). Gene Ontology annotation, biological process: monoatomic cation transmembrane transport; response to ATP. Gene Ontology annotation, molecular function: ATP binding; extracellularly ATP-gated monoatomic cation channel activity; purinergic nucleotide receptor activity. The coding region runs from base 261 to 1898 and encodes 545 amino acids. Lineage: Eukaryota; Metazoa; Chordata; Mammalia; Rodentia; Octodontidae. The record is from RefSeq and is a predicted model, not a curated record. The transcript has 14 exons. Gene Ontology annotation, cellular component: nuclear inner membrane; plasma membrane.
AACAAAGUCACCCGCAUCCAGAGUGUGAACUACGGCACCGUGAAGUGGGUGCUGCACGUGAUGGUCUUCUCCUACGUUAGGUGAGUAUUACUGAGAAACAGCUGGCUGACGUGAUAGACAUGGAGAGAUGACAAGGUGCCCGAAUAUUCCUGAGCUUUGGGUCAGCUGCUGGGCUGACCCAGAGUGGAGAUCUUUUUAUUUGAGAAACUCUUCUAAAAUCCAGAUUUAGCCAGACAUGCUUCGCGCUGGUGAGCGACAAGAUGUACCAGCGGAAAGAGCCAGUCAUCAGCUCGGUGCACACCAAGGUGAAGGGUGUGGCAGAGGUGAUGGAGGAGGUGGUGGAUGGGAUGAAGAAGUCAGUGCGGAAGGUCUUUGACACCGCGGAUUACACCUUACCUUUGCAGGGAAACUCCUUCUUCGUGAUGACAAACUACCUCAUAACCGAAGGCCAGGAGCAGGGGCUGUGCCCCCAGUUCCCAACGCCCAGGACUCUCUGCUCCUCAGACCGUGGCUGUAGGAAGGGCUGGAUGGACCCGCAGAGCAAAGGAAUCCAGACCGGCAAGUGUGUGGUAUACAGCGGGACCAAGAAGACCUGUGAGGUGGCCGCCUGGUGUCCCACCGAGACCGUGGAAGAGGCCCCCCGGCCUGCACUCCUGGGCAGCGCAGAAAACUUCACAGUGCUCAUCAAGAACAACGUCGACUUCCCUGGUCACAACUACACCACGAGAAACAUCCUCCCGGGCCUGAACACCUCCUGCACCUUCCACAAGAUGCAGAACCCUCAGUGUCCCAUUUUCCGGCUAGGAGACAUCUUCCGGGACGCCGGAGACCGCUUCUCUGAAGUGGCUGUGAAGGGAGGAAUCAUGGGCAUUGAGAUCAACUGGGACUGCAACCUGGACAGGUGGUCCCACCGCUGCCGCCCCAAGUACAGCUUCCGACGCCUGGAUGACAAGACCGCCAAUGAGUCCUUGUACCCCGGCUACAACUUCAGGUACGCCAAAUACUACCGGGAAAAUAAUGUGGAAAAACGAACUCUGAUAAAAGUCUUCGGGAUCCGUUUUGACAUCCUGGUUUUUGGCACGGGAGGAAAAUUCGACAUUAUCAGUCUGAUUGUGUACAUCGGAUCUACCCUUUCCUACUUUGGUCUGGCCACUGUGUUCAUCGACUUUCUCAUCAACACCUACUCCAGCGCCAUCUGCCGGUCUCACGUCUAUCCUUGGUGCCCGUGCUGCGAACCCUGUGCAGCCAAUGAAUUCUACUACAGGAAGAAGUGUGAGGCCGUGGUAGAGCCCAAGCGGACGUUAAAGUACGUGUCCUUUGUGGAUGAACCCCACAUUCGGAUGGUGGACCGGCAGCUCCUCGGGAAAAGCCUGCAACAUGCCAAGGGCCAAGAAGUCCCAAGAGCCCCGGUGGACUUCGCGCGCCUGUCCAAGCUGCCUGGCUCUCUCCUGGCCCCAGCCCUGGCCCCUGGACGACCAGAGGAGAUGCAGCCACUUCACGGGGCGGGGUCCCCCAAGUCUGGGGACAGCCCAGACUGGUGCCAGUGUGGAAAGUGCCUCCCGUCCCAGCUCCCUAAGGAGAGCAAGUGCCUGGAGGAGGUGUGCUGCCGGCGGAAGCAGGGGCCCUGCAUUACCACCUCUGAGCUCUUCGGGGCCCUCGUGCUGUCCCGACACGCGCUGCGGCAGCUGUUGCUCUACGAGGAGCCCUUGCUGGUGCUGGACGAGGAGGCUACCAACAGCCGGCUGCGACACUGCGCCUACAGGUGCUACACUGCCUGGCGCUUUGGUUCCCAGGAUGUGGCCGACUUUGGCAUCCUGCCCAGCUGCUGCCGCUGGCGGAUCCGGAAGGAGUUUCCCAGGAGCCAGGGCCAGUAUGGCGGCUUCCAGUGUCCCUGCUGACCACGGGGCUCCUCCCCUGUGGCACUGCAUCCUUGGGGCAGACGGACCCCACGAGCCCCAUGAAACCCAACACAAGCCGGCCACACAUACCCUUGCCACGACGGGGUCAAGAGACACAAAUUUCAGGCUCAGUCUUGUCCCCAGGAAGCUGUGUGACCCUUAGCCAUCUGUGUACACCUCAUUCAUUCUUGACCUGCUGGUCUGGAGCUAUUGCAGGGACAGCUGGGACAGUGGGUAGGGUCCGUCUCACCAAUACCAGAGCUGUGUGGAUCCCAAGAGUCUUGCUGCGUGCUCAGGGAGGACACUGUCUGCAAGCACAGCCCAGAACAGAGAGGGCGAAAGGUGGCCAUAGACCCUGACACUUGUCCCUUUGUGUACAGACCACUAGGGUGGCUUUAGCCAAUAGUGGAGGUAACACUGUAUCCAUCUCAGGGUCCACCAUCCUGAGGCUGCCUGCUGUGAGGAAGCCCACACGGCCGUGGGGAUGGUGCCCGUGGGGAUGGUAGGGAUCAGCCCCCGGCGCUUAUGCCUCCCGGGCCCAUCCCCGCCCCAGGCCACUGCCCAAGUGACAACUGCCCUGUCAGCUGGACAGCUGAAUAGUUGUCUCACAUCACUGGGUUCUGGGGUUGUGAUGCAAAUAACUAGGCAGAGCACAAGCUCACCCAUGGGGACACCGAGACACCAACAAGCCUACACCAUCGCUGGCCCAGAGCUUCAUGGAGGACGGGGGCCCCUCAGGAGUGCAGGUUUCUACCAGGCAUCUCUGGGGGGCUGCAGAGCCAGCUAGGAGACUCAUGAAGCAGCCCAGGAGACAGCAAGCCUGAGGGACCACAGCGACCUCUCAGGUCCUGGCCUGUGGCCAUCCCAGGGGCCACACCUCUCAGCCUCCUCCAGGCCCAUCCUCAGAGAAUAGCGAUGUGAGCAGCCCCAGGGUGGGGACCACUCAGCAUCUCCACUUCAUGGGUCUGUCACUGGGGCCCUUUACUUUUCAACAACAACCACUUUAAAGAACAGGGACAACAAAGAAUAAUACUGAAAUACUGUGACCCACAAUUGUGAGUUUUAAAAUAGAUACUCCAAGACUUACUUGGGGCCAAUAUUGGGGGUCGAACUCAGGGGCUGGUAUAGCCAAGGGGAGUGCCUUAUCCUUACUUUUUAUAUUGAGACAGAGUUUCUCUCACUCAGUUACCCAGGCUGACCACAGACUCAUACCCUUCCUGCCUCAUCCUCCUGAAUAGCUAGGAUUAUAAGCAUACACCAUGGUGUCCAGUUUAUCUUUUUAAUAACUUUAAAACAAGCAGCUUUCUACUAUAUUAAUCUAAAUUUUGAAAAGCAUGAAUAAAACCCCUCUUUUUGACCUAGGGUUUUAUGUGCCUUUACACUCAGGAAUAAGCUAACUGUGCCAGACUGAAUUUUCACUUUUUGCCUCCUUUUCAGAGAUAUUUUCCCCAAAGUGGACAAUGUAUGGUAUGGCUUCUUCAGAAUUGUAGCUUUUACCCUGAGGAGUCCGUAACAGCCACAGGUUUGGGUUCUGAUGGCCUCUGAGCCUCAGGACGUCUAUUUUUGCUGCCUUAUUCCUGUGUUUGUCACCUUGUUGAGGCCCCAGGUGAAGUCAGAUUUUUUUUUUUAAUUGAGCAAGGUCUCACUAUGUAGUCU